Colletotrichum godetiae is the source of this 1179-nucleotide messenger RNA. RefSeq lists its product as uncharacterized. The record is from RefSeq and is a predicted model, not a curated record. The transcript is spliced from 3 exons. NCBI's taxonomy places the organism in Eukaryota, Fungi, Ascomycota, Sordariomycetes, Glomerellales, Glomerellaceae. Bases 1 to 1179 code for a protein of 392 amino acids.
AUGGCAACCGCCACUAGGAGAUACCCGCGGACGAUCUUUGACACAACUGAUAGAGACCGACACUACGUAACUGUGGUUCCGCAAAGAGCCAUGCACAAUCCAUUGCUGAUGAACGCAAUUUGUACCGCAUCAUCCAGAUUCCUUACCCAGAUCUGGUCAAAGAAGCCACCGAAUCAAAUCAUAGAGUUUAAUGGGAUUCAUCUCCCGGAUCUAGACAAAGAGUCGGCAAUUCACUAUCACAACAAGUCCAUCUCGUAUCUGAUGGAUACUUCGACUGAUCCUGCAAAUCCUUGUACGGAUGAUGCAUUGACUGCUAUUACGAUUUUACGAUAUCAUGAACAAGUAGAUACUGUCUUCCACGCUCAACAAGAGGAGAGAAUCGGACUUUUCAGCAUUGUAUACCACCCUCCCCGAGGCCUCGACAUUUACGCCCCGAGCAUGCCCUCUUUACGACACUCUGCAACUCUAAUCGCUCUCCGCCAAGAAAUAUGGUCUGUUCUUCUCUAUCGGAGACCAUUCCGACUACCCCUCUACGGUACCGAAGACUGCUCCUUGUUCGAUCCCGACUCUGUUGCCGACGACUUUGAUUGGGCCAAUCGCAUCUUAGUCUGGUGCGCCUACGUUGUCAAGUUCUGCUUCGGCGCAAGCUCCGAGAGCAGCGUCGAAACGGAAGAUCCAAAGAUACGAGCGGAUCAAUGGAGAGCCAUCGAGGCCUUCCAACAUAAUUGGGACACGCACCAGCCGCCUCACUUCAAGCCCUUGGCCUACCAGGAGCGAAAUCCAGAGAAGGGGGAGUACUUUCCCACAGUGUGGCACGCCAAUGACUGUCAAGUGCUGGCGCUCCAACACAUUGAACUCAUGCGUAUUGUCUUGGCUGUGCACGGUGCUAAGAAUCAACGGCUCGGCAUUGGUGCUCAAGCUGCUAACCAGAUGUUGGAGGAGACCCUGAGAGAGUCAACGAGGAAGAUUUGCGGUUUGGCCAUAUCGAAUCGCAAAGAUCAACCGUCAAUGGUCACGGCUGGAGUCGGGGUGUCGUUGUGUGGGGAGUACUUCCGUGACGAGGGGGAACAAAUGGCUGUCGUCGGCUUUAUGGAUAUGCUGGAGACGAUGCAUGCCUGGCCGACGAGCUCAGUGGUAGAUGCUUUGAGAACGGCCUGGAGUACCCAUACGAAGGCUUGA